Chironomus riparius is the source of this 1002-nucleotide messenger RNA. NCBI's taxonomy places the organism in Eukaryota, Metazoa, Arthropoda, Insecta, Diptera, Chironomidae. The record is from the annotation of a GenBank genome assembly.
AUGUACAAAAACUUUGAAAUUCAAUUUCGAAAGAAAUUAUUGGAGGACAAAAAGCUAAAAGAUAAGAUCAAGAAGAACGCAAUUCAUAACAGCCCCGAGGACUUGAAAAGUUUUCAUGAAGUUCUUGCUCCAGUCAUAGCCAUCGGCAAUGUUUUCAGCAUCUUUCCGGUCGCCGGAAUUUUCUCAAAGAAUGUCGAGUCGUUAAAGUUUAGGAUAUGGUAUCCUAUAACUAUCUACUCAAUUAUUGUCAACUUUUGUCUGCUUGUUGAAUUUUUUACGCUUUUUGUGUAUCUUUAUAAGGCUCCCUUUCAAUUUUUUAUGGUCGCAGUUCAGAAUACAAGAAUCAAAAUUGAAGGAUGUGAUGCAUCAAAACGUGAUUUUUGGAGGAUUCUGUUUGUGAAUGAGCGUCAAGUAUUCUUUAUGAUAUUGCCAUAUCAUUCAGCACUCUUGCCAUUUCUCGAAUGGUACGAAGUUGUAAAAACAAUGUGUUGGACAUAUUCGGAAGUUUUUGUAUCAUGUGUAUCGAUUGCGCUGUCUACGCGCUUUCAGCAACUCACAAAUCGCUUGAAAUUUUACGAGAAGCACCAUUUGGCAGAGUCAUUUUGGAAUGAAAUACGAGAAGACUAUAAUAUUGUAUCGAAUCUUGUGCUUAAAGCUGACAAAAUACUCUCCCCGAUUGUCAUUGUCUAUUCAUUCAGCAAUUUAUUUUUCAUUUGUCAAAAGAUUUUUAUGCAGUUUGAGAAGAAAAAAAUUGCAUGGGAUCGAUACUAUUCGCUGUACUCGUCUGUAUUUCUCAUUACUCGAACGACUUACAUGCUGUAUUUUGCUGCUGAAUACCAUCGACUUCUUGAUGUCGUACAUUCAAAUUGUGUUGCUUUGUCAGGAUAUCGAUUCUUUUAUGUAACAAAGUCAAUGAUACUUGCUGUGUUGCUUCAGCAGAGAAGUGAUAUUGACAUUGACCAUAACAUCACUACAAAUGCAUGCGGAGAGAUGACAAUAUAA